This is a messenger RNA of Arabidopsis lyrata subsp. lyrata, 981 nucleotides long. RefSeq lists its product as uncharacterized. Gene Ontology annotation, biological process: double fertilization forming a zygote and endosperm; regulation of protein localization to cell surface; regulation of double fertilization forming a zygote and endosperm. NCBI's taxonomy places the organism in Eukaryota, Viridiplantae, Streptophyta, Magnoliopsida, Brassicales, Brassicaceae. The coding region runs from base 66 to 659 and encodes 197 amino acids. The record is from RefSeq and is a predicted model, not a curated record. Gene Ontology annotation, cellular component: vesicle; extracellular region. The transcript has a single exon.
AAUCAAGCAAUUCACUCUAACUCUUCUAUAUCAAAAGGAAAACAAGGAAACAAUAUAUACGUGCAAUGGAAGGUAGGAUCGAAACUCUUCUAUCCACGAUUCUAGUUGUGACGACUCUGUGUGCCACUACUCUAUUGACACCAGGACUAGCUAGUUCUUCGAUUGAUCUCACAAAAUGUUGGUCAUCGCUCCUCAACAUUCAAGGUUGUGAAGUCGAAAUCUUUAAAUCUAUUUUAACUGGCAAGUUUGAAAACGUUGGACCAACAUGCUGCAAGGCGUUUACGGAAGUGGAUGCAAAGUGUUGGCCAAAAAUGUUUCCGUUGAAUCCAUUGUUCCCUCCUCUUCUCAAGGAUGGUUGCUCUCGCAUCAUCUCAGGUGCACCCGCACACACGACACCGCAAUUCCCUUUCAUCCCUGGUUCUCCGAUCGACCUCACAAAAUGUUUGUCAUCACUUGUCAACGUUGAAGGUUGUGUAACUGAAAUCCACAAAGCAGUUUUCACAGGAAAGUUUGAUAAUGUUGCACCAAUGUGCUGCAAGGCGUUUUCAGCUGUGGAUGCCAAAUGUUGGCCACAAAUGUUUCCGUUUAAUCCAUUCUUCCCUCCUCUUCUGAAGAAUGAAUGUUCUCGUAUCAACGAAGCCACUCCUACACACAAGUGAAAGUAACUAUAAAACCAUCAUUAAAAAUGCUUUAAACUAGGCUUAUUAUAGCCUUAUAUUCAACAAUUUCCUCUAUUCCAAUCAGUCAUAGAAGAUAUUUCACGUGUAAUGGUUUUUGCUUGUUCUAGUUUUUAUCGUCUAAAGUAAUAAUUUAAUUACAAGGUUCUGGUAUAAGCUUUUACAACUUUCAUCGUUUUAAGACCAUGUAUUCUUAAAAAGCUAAUAGUUUCAGUAACUCAAAUCAACACUGAAAGACCUAUAUAGAAAAGAAUUUGAUAAAUGAAUAAACUCUCUCCCUCUACAGUGAGAGCAAAUUAAGAAG